UGCUAAGACAGUGGUAAAACCGUGAAAGCUGUUAUUUGUUAGGCGCCUGUAAUGAUAUUGUUAUGCGUUUCAGCAUUUUUGGUGCACUUGACUUUGAUCUUAUACGUAGCAUUACCGUUGAUUGUGGAGCAUUUUCCUGCUGUUUGUCGGAGACUUGUAUUCAAAACACGUAGUGGACCUAGUUUCGGUUCCAGAGUCUAUACGCAUUUCGAAUCUGUGGAUAUUCCAAGUGGACAUGCACAGAAUUUUUAUAUCACUUCUUUGGAUGACAAAGCUCUAUUAGGAGUAUGGCAUAUUCUCCCAUCAAAUAAUCAAGAAACUAGUACUACUGAUUCCCAAAGUUAUGAAGAAAUACUGAAUUCAUUACCCAGUGAUUUGCCUGUAUUUAUUUAUUUCCAUGGUAAUUCUAAGUCAAGAGCUAUUCCUUGGAGAGUAAACAUCUAUAAAUUACUGUCAUCUCUUGGCUAUCAUGUGUUUUGUUUUGAUUACAGAGGUUAUGGAGACUCAACUGGGUCACUAACUGGAGAAAAUGACUGUCUUUUGGAUAGUUUAGCAGUUGUUCGAUUUGUUUGUCAACGGUUUCCUUCAGUGCCGAUUUUCUUUUGGGGUCAUUCACUUGGCACUGGGGUUGUCGGUUGUCUUAUGGAUCAUUUGACAAAAGAGCAUAAUUCUCUAUUAAAUGUUCGUCUUCCAAAAGGUAUUAUUCUUGAUGCUCCAUUUACGUGCUUGACUGACGUAAUUCAUCACAGAAUAAUUAUGAAGCCUUAUCAAUUGAUACCAACUUUACAAGGACGAUUGGUAUCUGCUAUGAAUAAAGUGCAAUUAUCAUUUAAUACACAAUCAAACCUAAUUAAUUGUCCCAUUCCAAUAAUCAUAUUACACGCUGAAGAUGACGCUGUUGUGCCAUUUACGUUAGGAAAAAAGCUUGCUGAAAUUCUUUCAACCAAUGGUACUUCAGUAUUGUUCAAGUCAUACGAAAGGAAACUCGGUUACCGACAUAAUUUUAUUCACACAGCGCCAGAUCUUCCGGGUAUUAUUACAUCGUUUGUUCAAUGCACUCUAUCUGGAAGUUUAAAUAAAUUGGAAGAUUUAAAAAUUUGACUUCGUUGGUGUAAUGUCGAUUGUUAAACAUUGGAAUAGAUUAUCUUCUCACUAUCUCUAUCUCAUAAUGUGUUUGCGUGCAUACUAUCUAUCAGCUGGUCUGUUUUCGUGACAUAAAUCAUGAUGCUUCAAUGUCUCGAAUAAUGCAUCAUUUUACAACUUAUUUCAAGUGUAUGUGAUUUUCUAAUAAAUUUAUUUGUAUUGUGUUUUAUUUUAUAAAUAUUUUUUUUUCUACUUCCGACUCAGCAUUACGUCAUCAUUUUUUUGUCUUCAUUUGUUAGAUUGUUUAUUUUUUUUUAUUGCAUUAUAUCUAUUUCUUUAUUGAUAACACCAUUACUAUUACUAUUAUUAUUAUUAUUACUGUUAUUAUCUCAACAAAUUGUGCGGUAAAUUUUUAUUUUAUCUUUUCCGUUAUUUUUUUCCUAUUGAAGUCAAUGUUUUCGAAUAUAUUUUGUAUAAAUUAGAUUCAUGGUAAUAUAUGUUGUAUUUUAGUUUUAAAACUAUUUAUUACAAUAUAAGCAACAUGAAAAAAUGUUGAAAUGAAUAUCGUCCUUUCAAAAUACAUAUCUUUUUAGCAUCUCUUA
Messenger RNA from Schistosoma turkestanicum, 1685 nucleotides. The record is from the annotation of a GenBank genome assembly. Lineage: Eukaryota; Metazoa; Platyhelminthes; Trematoda; Strigeidida; Schistosomatidae.